Molecule: messenger RNA, 1143 nt
Organism: Ichthyophthirius multifiliis
Lineage: Eukaryota; Ciliophora; Oligohymenophorea; Hymenostomatida
Product: MORN repeat protein
Exons: 4
Source: RefSeq, a predicted model, not a curated record
AUGGGUAAUAACUGCUGUUGUACAAAUUAACCAUAACCAGAAUAAAUAAAUUAGGUUGAAGGUUUUUCAGCUAAAAAACCUGAAUAUCCAGAUGAUUGUAUAUAAGAAAAUAUAAAUCCUAUAGAUUAAAGAAAAUCGUAAACAAAAGAAAGUAAGGCAUAAAUAAAUAUUAGUAAUCGCAAUUCAUAAAAUAAAAUUAUUUAUGACGAAAAUAUUAAUUUAGUAAAUCCUUAAUAAAGACAUCAUUUACCAUUACCUUUAAUAGCAAAGCCAAUAUCUAAUAUCCCUUGUUUUUCAAAUGAAAAUGCAAUAAAUACCCUAUCAUAAUAAGGAGAAUUCUUAUAUGAUGAAGAUGAACCAGAUGAUAGAGAUUUACCUUACGCAGGUCCUUAUGAGUUUGAAAAUGGCUCUGUUUAUAUAGGUUAAUGGAAAAUUGGAAAUAGGCAUGGCAGAGGAAAAUAAUAUUGGAACGAUGGUAGUUUAUACGAAGGAUAUUGGAGAGAUAACAUGGCAGAAGGUAAAGGAAGAUUAAUACAUUCAGAUGGAGAUUUGUAUAUUGGAAGAUGGUAAAAAGAUAAAGCAAAUGGACAUGGAAUAUACUUACAUAUAGAUGGCGCAAGAUAUCAAGGAGAAUGGAUUGAUGAUAAAUAAAAUGGAUAAGGAACAGAAUCUUGGCCUGACGGGGCUAUUUAUUAAGGAUAAUAUGUAGACGGAAAAAAAGAAGGUUAUGGUAUUUUUAAAUGGUAAGAUGGCUCUAUUUACAAAGGUUAGUUUUAUAAAAAUAAUAUACAUGGAUAUGGUGAAUAUAGUUGGCCAGAUGGAAGAAAAUAUAUUGGAGAUUGGAUUGAUAAUAGAAUGGAAGGUAAAGGAAUAUUUACUUGGUAAGAUGGAAGGAAAUAUGAAGGUGAAUAUUUAGAUGAUAAAAAACAUGGUUAAGGGAAAUUCGAAUGGCCUGAUGGAAGAAUAUAUAGAGGUAAUUGGAAAGAUGGUAAAUAACAUGGAAUAGGAUGGUUUUUUAAUGCUUAAAAAUUAGAGAAAAAAGGACUCUGGAAUAAUGGGAAGAGAGAAAAAUGGUUUUUAUUUUUUUAAAUAAUAUAAAUUUUAUUAUUUAUUUAAAGGAUAAACGAUGAUAAUGAUAAGUGA